Molecule: messenger RNA, 1089 nt
Organism: Colossoma macropomum (tambaqui)
Lineage: Eukaryota; Metazoa; Chordata; Actinopteri; Characiformes; Serrasalmidae
Exons: 5
Coding region: 185-853 (222 amino acids)
Source: RefSeq, a predicted model, not a curated record
UGGAGCCUACUGCAGAACAAAAACAGGACCAGUACGUCGCCCCCUCAAUAGGACACUGAACACUUUCCUUGGGUUUUCAGGUCUAAAGUCUGUCUUUUCUACCGUCAGUCUAUAGAAAGAGUGGUAAAAGGUUGUCAAAAGGCAAAUUAGCAACAUAGAAAAGAAUCAGCUUUAUCUUCUUGAGAUGUAUCAGCGUGCAGAGAUAUGUCUGCCUCGAAAGAAGAAGGUACUGGACUCCUACCGUUCAAACACCUACAGGGUAUUUGAUGAAAAUGUCCCGGAACGAUUAAAACCAGACGAAGUCUACAGGGACCAUAAAUAUGCAGCCAGAGAUGCAGGAGAAACAGAACUUCUGAAGACACACAACAUCCCGCAGCCUUACAAUGCCAAGUUCAUCAGGACCAACGUGAGAUUCCUCAAUGAGCCCGUUGCUCAUAUGGAAACGGACAGUACGGUGGCUGAACAGUUUAAUUGGUGGUCGAAUAGCCUGGACAGAGAUGUGGCUAGAAAAACAGUCUACAGUAAAGACAGCACUCAGAGACGUGACUACCAAGCCGUUGCAUGCACUCCAGUCAUCAGAUUUAAAGAGGGAAGAAACAGACACCCAGCAACAGGAAUUGUUCCGACUCUGAGCCCCCUUGGCCAGCCUAAAGAACUAGUGGAGCACAUGUCCUUUAUUCACCAGUUUGAUUCCAGAAGACUGCAGGACCAGCCAUACCAAGGAAAACGUCACGGAGCGUUUGUGUGGACUCAGAGGGGGGCGAGGGGGCCCGGCACAUUCCAGAGUGUGGAGGGGCUGGACUCUUCCCAGCAUACCCCUCUCUCUCUCCCUCUCCCCUCUGCAGAUGUGUGAGUCCACAGGGUCCUUCUCCACCCUCUUCACUCAGCCAGGCCCUGACGCCAGGGGCUCCUACAGCCCCACUGAGAAAACCGAGGGGGUAUAGAGGGUCCCUGCUCACUCGGGUGGGGCCCAACAGGGAUAAAAGGCCCAACAUGUGGACGAUGGAAGAGCCUUCAGCCAAACCCAGCACAAGAGUCCACUUUAGGUUUAGCCACCACAGUGACCUGACACAAACGAUGCUGCGUGUC